Staurois parvus is the source of this 897-nucleotide messenger RNA. NCBI's taxonomy places the organism in Eukaryota, Metazoa, Chordata, Amphibia, Anura, Ranidae. The record is from the annotation of a GenBank genome assembly.
UGGACAGAAGCGGUGGAUGUGGUAUACUUGGACAGAGAGGUGGUGUGGACGUGGUAUACUUGGACCGAAGGGUGGCGGUGGGAUGUGGUAUACUUGGACAUAGCGGUGGCAGUGGACGUGGUAUACUUGGACAGAGGGGUGGCGGUGGAUGUGGUAUACUUGGACAGAGGGGUGGCGCUUGAUGUGAUAUACUUGAACAAAGGGGUGGCACUUGAUGUGGUAUACUUGGACAGAGGGGUGGCGCUGGACGUGGUAUACUUGGACAGAGGGGUGGCACUGGACGUGGUAUACUUGGACAGAGGGGUGGCGUGGACGUGGUAUACUUGGACAGAGGGGGUGGCAGUGGACGUGGUAUACUUGGACAGAGGGGUGGCAGUGGACGUGGUAUACUUGGACAGAGGGGGUGGACGUGGUAUACUUGGACAGAGGGGUGGACGUGGUAUACUUGGACAGAGGGGGGCGGUGGACGUGGUAUACUUGGACAGAGGGGGGUGGACGUGGUAUACUUGGACAGAGGGGUGGACGUGGUACUUGGUAUACUUGGACAGGGGAGUGGACGUGGUAUACUUGGACAGAGGGGUGGACGUGGUAUACUUGGACAGAGGGUGGACGUGGUAUACUUGGACAGAGGGGUGGACGUGGUAUACUUGGACAGAGGGGUGGGUGGUAUACUUGGACAGAGGGGUGGCGGUGGACGUGGUAUACUUGGACAGAGGGGUGGCUGUGGACGUGGUAUACUUGGACAGAGGGGGUGGCGGUGGACGUGGUAUACUUGGACAGAGGGGUGGCGGUGGACGUGGUAUACUUGGACAGAGGGGUGGCGGUGGACGUGGUAUACUUGGACACAAGAGUAGUGGUUAAUGAUUCAUACUCUGAAUGGUCUGGGGGUGUCAGUGG